CCGAAUAACUUGAUUUUAUAAAUCAUGCACGGGCACUAUGCUAUUACGAGUAUUUCAAUACUCCUCUUUCCGACAACCACGGCUCCAUCAUUUUAUCGGCCGACUUGUAAAUAAAAACCAAAAUCGAGCUCAUUUCGUGGCAAAUUAAUACGGAGUACAAACACAAAUCUCUCACUCCCUCUCCAAAAUUAAACAAAAAAAAAAAAAAAAAACAUUGCUCAAAAAUCAUUCGAAACUUACUAACCCUAAUUCUUCAAACUAUAAUCCCUAAUUCCCAAUAAUCUUCUUCCAAUUUCCAGAAAUUCUUGCAACAAAAUCUCAGCUAUGUCGUUCGAUUUGAUGCUGAAGCCAACAUGUGGUCGAUGCGGAUCAAGCAGCGAUCUCUAUGGCAGCAAUUGCAAGCAUUUGACGCUUUGCUCUAACUGCGGUAAAACUAUGGCGGAAAAUCGCGCUAAAUGCUUCGAAUGUGGCACCCCUAUCACUCGAUUGAUUCGCGAGUAUAAUGUUAGGACGAAUUCGAGCAAUGAUAAGAAUUACUUCAUUGGGAGAUUUCCGACUGGAUUGCCGAAUUUCUCCAAGAAGAAGAGUGCGGAGAAUAAAUGGACUUUGCAGAAAGAAGGGCUUCAAGGUCGCCCGAUUACCGAUACUUUGAAGGAGAAGUUAAAGAAUAAGCCUUGGAUGCUGGAAGAUGAAACUGGGCAAUCACAGUUCCAGGGUCAUUUGGAAGGUGCACAAUCGGCUACAUAUUAUCUCCUAAUGAUGCAGGCCAAAGAGUUUGUUGCAAUACCAGCUGGUUCUUGGUACAACUUUAAUAAGGUUGCACAAUAUAAGCAACUUACGUUAGAAGAGGCAGAGGAGAAGAUGAAAAAUAGGAGAAAGUUUGUUGAUGGUUACGAAAGAUGGAUGAUGAAGACAGCCAGCAAUGGGGCUGCUGCAUUCCCGACCUUUGAUGCGAAUCUUGUGAAAGAUAUUCCUACUGGUGGUGGAGGGAAAGGUCGCAAGAAAUCAACUGCUGAAAAGGAGGGUAAUGCUUCAGAAAAGGGAGAGGAUGAAGGAGAAGAGGAUGCAGAUAGGAAGCCAAAAAUUGGAUCUAGCAAUGGAGCUGAUGAUGACGACGGCAAUGAAAGCCCUGCUGGAGGUGACUUUGAUGAUGAAGAUGAUAAUAUUGAGAAAGGUGAUGACUGGGAGCAUGAAGAAAUUUUCACUGAUGACGAUGAAGCUGUUGGUAAUGAUCCUGAGGAGCGGGAAGACCUAGCUCCUGAAGUUCCUGCACCCCCAGAGAUUAAGCAGGACGAGGAUGACGAUGAGGCUAAUGAAGAGGAGGGAGGACUGAGCAAAUCAGGGAAGGAGCUGAAAAAAUUGCUUCAGGGACAGGCCAAUGGGCUUAAUGAGUCUGACAGAGAUGAAGAAGAUGACAGCUCAGCCAAAAAAAAGAAAGAUGAAGAGGAUGAUGAUGAUGACGAUGAGGAAGAUCGCCCUUCUCCCGUUUUAGCUCCGAAGUUGAAGGACCCUAAAGAUGAGCCAGCUGAUAGCAGCCCUGCAAAACCAGCUCCUGGAGGAUCUUCUCGGGCAACUCCUGCCUCAAAAUCGGCAAAAGGAAAGAGGAAAAAUGGUGAUGAUACAAAAUCUUCUAGUGCAGCUCCUCAUAAGAAGGUGAAAACUGAAAAUGAUGUGAAAUCAGCCGCAAAGGAAAAUGCAUCAAAAAUUGGUGGGGCCCCAAAAGUUACACCACCAUCGUCCACAAAGGCUGGUACAUCUACUUCAGGCACACCUGCUCAGGGCCCCGUCUCGGAAGAAGAAAUUAGAGUUGUGUUGUUGCAAAAAGCGCCUGUAACCACUGCUGAUCUUGUGGCCACAUUUAAAUCAAGACUAAAGUCACCAGAGGACAAGAAGGCGUUUGCUGAAAUUUUGAAGCGGAUAUCUAAGAUACAGAAGAGUGAUAACAAGAGUUACGUUGUGCUAAGGGAGAGGAGCAGAUAAAUCUGGUUAUUGUCUGCUUUAAUUCAGACAGAAAAUAAGACACUAUAUGUUUGAUAUUGUGAACUUUUUCAUAAGGCAAUGGAAUAUCAGGACUUGUAAAGCUGUAGAAUUCAUAUCCUGACUAAACUAGUCACAUAGAUGAUGUCUGAUUAAUUUCUGUGGAAAUAUCAUAUUCUGGUACAACUUACUGCAAGACCGCCAAGGGAAUUAUCUUAUCUGAGUACGGAAUAUGAAAGAGCUCAAUUUAAACUUUAAAGUA
Chenopodium quinoa (quinoa) is the source of this 2239-nucleotide messenger RNA. Its product is annotated as transcription initiation factor IIF subunit alpha-like. Bases 325 to 1980 code for a protein of 551 amino acids. Lineage: Eukaryota; Viridiplantae; Streptophyta; Magnoliopsida; Caryophyllales; Amaranthaceae. Gene Ontology annotation, cellular component: transcription factor TFIIF complex; nucleus. Gene Ontology annotation, molecular function: DNA binding; TFIIF-class transcription factor complex binding; RNA polymerase II general transcription initiation factor activity. The transcript is spliced from 9 exons. Gene Ontology annotation, biological process: transcription initiation at RNA polymerase II promoter; positive regulation of transcription elongation by RNA polymerase II. The record is from RefSeq and is a predicted model, not a curated record.